Molecule: messenger RNA, 1510 nt
Organism: Aaosphaeria arxii CBS 175.79
Lineage: Eukaryota; Fungi; Ascomycota; Dothideomycetes; Pleosporales
Product: MFS general substrate transporter
Exons: 1
Coding region: 31-1389 (452 amino acids)
Biological process (GO): transmembrane transport
Cellular component (GO): fungal-type vacuole membrane
Molecular function (GO): transmembrane transporter activity
Source: RefSeq, a predicted model, not a curated record
GUUCGCCUCCAUCAAAUCAUCAGGAUUGUCAUGGCGACGAUAACGGAAGAACACAUUGAAUUAAGGAGGUUUGACCCCAAGGUCCCUGAACGUGCACCGGAACCUUUGCUGGAACAGCUACCCGAUGACUCCCCUCCCGAUGCCGCGUACUCAACCACUGCAAUUCCAGACGGAGGCUAUGGUUGGACUAUUGUAUUCUGUUGCUCUUUGAUCACUUUCUGUCACAAUGGGAUCAUCAACUGUUGGGGUGUCUUGCAGGCCGCUCUCUUGAAUUCUGAACUUCAGCACGUUCCGCCGUCGACGCUGUCCUUCGUCGGCUCCCUGGGGCUUGCUGGCGCUGCAGCUUAUGGACUCAUUGCAACUCGAGCAUUGGCAUAUUGUGGCUCCAGAAUCGCGGCUCUAAUUGGAAUCUUGAUUAUCGGCCUGAGUUUGAUCGGAAGCGGGUUCUGCACUACAAAUGUCCCAGGCUUGUUCGGCACAGCAGGAGUCCUUGCCGGCGUGGGAAUGGCACUCGUAUACACCGUCUCCAAUGCGCUACCGGUCCAGUACUUUAGCGGACAUUUGGGCCUUGCCAAUGGGCUCGUCAAACUUGGUGGCGGAAUAGGCGGCUGUGUCAUGGCGAUGGCUCUCGAAUCUUUGAAUCGCCAUGUUGGCAUCCAAUGGACCUUCAUCAUCCAAGGCCUUAUCACGCUUGGAAUCGGCCUCCCUGCCGCCUCACUGCUAAAGGAUCGAGUCCCAUACCGCCGCAACGUACCAUUCAUGGAGCUGGAGAUGCUACGCUCGAUCCCCUUCCUCGCCAUUUUCUUAGUUGGUGUCACCGGCACAUUCGCCCUCUAUGUCCCGCCAUAUUUCCUCCCGCUGUUCGCCCAAUCCGUCGGUCUGAGUUCGAGUACCGGCGCAGGCCUCGUUGCGGGGUUCAACGCCUGCAACGCGAUUGGGAGAUUCAUAGCCGGCCCUCUGUGCGACAAGAUCGGUCCCAUCAACAUGCUUCUCAUCACCAUGGCCGUAAACGCAGCAACGAUGCUGGCCAUCUGGCCAGUCUCAGACACCCUCGGCCCUCUCGUUCUAUUCGCCACUCUUAACGGCGUCGCUAAUGGAUCCUACUUCACGACGUUCCCGACCGUCAUCGCGGGUAUGGUCGGACCGGGUCGAGCAGCGGUCGCGAUGAGCAUGGCGAUUACGGGGUGGACGGGCGGGUAUCUCAUGGGCGCGCCGAUUGCUGGAUAUUUGCUGCAGGCGGCGGGUGGGUCGAGGGACGCGGGAAGAGAACAAGGUAUCAGUGUCUAUCGGCCUGCUAUCUUCUACGCGGGAGGGAUCUCGACUCUCGCUAGUCUCUUUGUCUUGUUGGCCCGCUUCAAGUUGACGAAACAGUUCAGGAAGCGUGUUUAGAUUGACGCGGAUGUACGAUGUACAUAAGAAGUAAGGAAUGUACAAAUGAACAGUAGCGAUAUGAAUCACAUUAAAUAAGUAUAAUAUGUACAUUUCCGAUAGUAAACAAAUUUUUUUCUCC